This is a messenger RNA of Fraxinus pennsylvanica, 1224 nucleotides long. NCBI's taxonomy places the organism in Eukaryota, Viridiplantae, Streptophyta, Magnoliopsida, Lamiales, Oleaceae. The record is from the annotation of a GenBank genome assembly.
AUGGCGGGGCGGAGAAGGAUAGGAGAGGAAAGAUUGUACUACAGUUCACCUGCGAUGAGAAAGUACAACCAGCAGCAGCAGCGAUUGAAGUUAGAGUCAAAAUCUUCAUCAUUACCCGAAAGGAGAGGAGUCGGGUCGGGUUCAGAUGAUGGAGCUGCUCCAUCAAAAACCAACUUGGAUCGGUUCUUGGAGCACACCACCCUUGCUGUUGUAGCUCAGCGUUUUCCUAAGAUGAGUGUGAGGAGAUGGAGAAAUUGUGAUAGUGAGCUCCACCCAUACUUCGUACUCAGUGAUCUUUGGGACUCUUUCAGGGAGUGGAGUGUAUAUGGAGCCGAAGUCCCGCUGGUUCUGAAUGGGAAUGAUUCUGUUGUCCAAUAUUAUGUGCCAUACUUGUCUGCUAUGCAACUAUAUGUAGAUCCAUCAAGCUCUUUGAUGGAGAUAAGGAAACCUGGAGAGGUAAGCGAUAUUGAUUCAUCCCAGGAGACAAAUAGUGAUGAUAGCAUUGACUGUGAAGCUGAUAGAGGAGCUAAUAAUACUAGGGGAACUUGGAACCAGCUGGACACCACAGGUCAAGGAUAUAACAGACUUCGAGUAAGAAACAAGCCUUUCACAGGAUUAUCAGUGGAUGAGGGCAAUGUUAGCAACCCUCCUGGUCAUCUUAUAUUCGAGCACUUGGAGCAGGAUCUUCCAUUUUUUCGUGAACCAUUAGCUGACAAGAUUUCUAUCCUUGCAUCUCGCUUUCCUGAACUGAGAACAUACCGAAGCUAUGAUCUGACUCAUGCAAGCUGGAUUUCUAUUGCUUGGUACCCCAUAUAUAGGAUACCCGUAGGCUCGACUCUGGAAAACAUCGAUGCUUGUUUUUUGACUUUCCAUUCCCUUGCCACAUCUGUUAGGAAUACAAGAAACGAGAUGCCACAAUUCCAUGUUUCAACGUUGGACGAAGGGUUGGAUGAAGGGUUGCAAGAUACAGGCAUCUCCUCGAAGCUCUCACUACCAACUUUUGGACUCGCUUCGUAUAAGUUCAAAGUUUCUGAUUGGAAUACCGAUGGAGUCAAUGAAUGCCAGAAGUUUGAUUCUCUCUUGCGAGGUGCUGACAACUGGCUUAGGCUGUUGAAAAAUAUGCAUGUUCCAAGCAUGGAAGAUGUCAAUGACUGGGUAAAUAGUGUUUCUGUAGAGGAUGAUAAUACUACUGUGGUUGAUGAUGGGGUUGUGGGACUAGAAUAA